AUGUUAACAAAUUUGGGUGUCAGUCGUCAGAACUCAACUCGCCACUCAGCCGAUCCAGAAGAAUUCUAUAUCAAACAAGAGCGAAUUGGAAAGGGCUCUUUUGGUGAAGUAUUCAAGGGAAUAGAAAAGAAAACCAAUAAACCGGUGGCUAUCAAAGUUAUUGAUCUUGAAAGUGCUGAAGAUGAAAUCGAUGAUAUUCAACAAGAAAUUGCUAUUUUGUCUCAACUUGAUUCACCUUUUGUAACAAAAUAUUAUGGAUCUUAUCUUAAGAAUACUGGGUUAUGGAUUAUUAUGGAAUAUUGUUCCGGUGGAUCCUGUAGUGAUCUUAUGAAAGCAGGUGUCAUUAGAGAAGAUCAUAUUAUGUUGAUUGUACGGGAGCUACUCAAGGGACUCGACUAUCUGCACACUGAAGGAAAACUACACAGAGCUGCGAAUAUUCUUCUAAGUGCAAGUGGAGAAGUCAAACUCGCUGAUUUUGGUGUUUCUGGUCAAUUGACCGCAAGUCUGACCAAAAAGAAUACAUUUGUUGGUACACCCUUUUGGAUGGCACCCGAAGUUAUCAAGCAGUCUGGAUAUAAUUACAAGGCUGAUAUAUGGUCCCUUGGUAUUACAGCCAUUGAAUUGGCCAAGGGAGAACCUCCUUAUGCAGAUAUGCACCCCAUGAAGGUCCUUUUCCACAUCCCCAAGAACCAACCGCCUGUUCUCACAGGCUCGUAUAGUAAAGCCUUUAGAGAUUUCAUUGCCCUUUGUCUUCAAAAGGAUCCAAACCUGAGACCAACAGCAAAAGAAUUAUUGAAGCACAAAUUUAUCAAGAGCCACAAAAAAGUAUCUUACCUUACAGAACUCAUUGAGCUACAUGAACGAUGGUUAAGUCAUGGUCAUGGGCGUGAAUCUGAUUCUUCAGACGAUGAAACAAAGUAA
Messenger RNA from Phycomyces blakesleeanus NRRL 1555(-), 921 nucleotides. RefSeq lists its product as hypothetical. The transcript is spliced from 11 exons. The record is from RefSeq and is a predicted model, not a curated record. NCBI's taxonomy places the organism in Eukaryota, Fungi, Mucoromycota, Mucoromycetes, Mucorales, Phycomycetaceae. Gene Ontology annotation, molecular function: ATP binding; protein kinase activity. Gene Ontology annotation, biological process: protein phosphorylation. The coding region runs from base 1 to 921 and encodes 306 amino acids.